This is a messenger RNA of Argiope bruennichi, 642 nucleotides long. RefSeq names its product alpha-1,3/1,6-mannosyltransferase ALG2-like. The coding region runs from base 1 to 642 and encodes 213 amino acids. The record is from RefSeq and is a predicted model, not a curated record. Gene Ontology annotation, molecular function: GDP-Man:Man(1)GlcNAc(2)-PP-Dol alpha-1,3-mannosyltransferase activity; alpha-1,3-mannosyltransferase activity. The transcript has 4 exons. NCBI's taxonomy places the organism in Eukaryota, Metazoa, Arthropoda, Arachnida, Araneae, Araneidae.
AUGACCGUUUCUGACAUUCCUCUACUUGAAGAAGCGACAAAAACGCCUUUUGACUUAGCCAUGACUGAGCCUUUUUUAUCCGAGGAAAUAUGUGGUUCUGCUUUUCAAAAUGUGAGCGUGACGGGUGCGAGGUACGUUUAUAUGUUACAGAAUCACACCAUCCCUAGCCUGGCUGGUAAACACCAGCUGGAAGACAAGUUAAAAAGAAUGCUGGAUCCUAAAGAGUUUUCGAAAGUUCACCUUAUCAUCGCCGGUGGAUACGACGACCGCGUGAGAGAAAACACAGAACACUACGAGGAACUGCAGAGUCAUGUUCAGAAUUUUUACUUGGGAGAAUCUGUGUCUUUUCUCAAAUCUCCAAGUGACGAUGCCAAGAGGGUGCUGUUCCAUAGCUGUACUGCGGUCCUGUACACUCCAUCGAAUGAACAUUUUGGAAUUGUUCCGUUAGAAGCAAUGUUAUUAGGGCGUCCUGUGCUUGCUUGCAGCAGUGGAGGGCCCCUGGAGACCGUGCUGCACGAACAAACCGGAUUCCUCUGUGAUGCCACUCCUGAAUUUUUUGCUUCGAAAAUGGCUCUGCUGACAAGAGACCGCAGCUUGGCUCGAGAGCUGGGCAACGCUGCUUCAGAACACGUGAAACGGUGA